Molecule: messenger RNA, 2520 nt
Organism: Schistocerca serialis cubense
Lineage: Eukaryota; Metazoa; Arthropoda; Insecta; Orthoptera; Acrididae
Product: proto-oncogene tyrosine-protein kinase receptor Ret-like
Exons: 13
Coding region: 30-2312 (760 amino acids)
Biological process (GO): positive regulation of kinase activity; multicellular organism development; protein phosphorylation
Cellular component (GO): signaling receptor complex; axon
Molecular function (GO): transmembrane receptor protein tyrosine kinase activity; ATP binding
Source: RefSeq, a predicted model, not a curated record
CCGGCGAGGCCACGCUGCUCAGCGGCGCCAUGCCGUACAGCCGCGUGGCGCAGCCGGACCGCAUGGCGGAGCUCGACAGAGCCAGCGGACUCGUCUUCCAGCUGGCCGAAGUGUCGCCGCCCGUACACCCCUUCGCCGUCACUCCAGUCGGCGGGAUCCUCUACCUCAAGGGCCACAAGCAGCUAGAUCCUAAUGUCACUCUCUACAAUGUGACGGUGACGUGGGGCUCCGAGGGCCGCGCCGGCAUCAGGGUGCGCGUGCUGGAGGGCGCCUCCGAAGCCUGCCAGGCGGGCAGCAGGAAGCGCCGGCCGUGCGCCAACAUGGAGUCCCUGGCCGCCUGCAACGCCUUCUGCGGCCUCGGCACGGGCGCGCACAACGUCACCGUCAACCACGUGCACGAGGGCAGGAACUCUACGGCGCGUCCCGAGGUGGCGCCGCUUGGCGGUUGCGCGUGGCGGGGCGCGAAGGCCAACUUUUCGACGGAGCUGAUCCCCCACUACGCCACCUGCACGCCGGACGUCCGCCACUGUCCGGACGGCUUCUGCGACCCGCUGGAGAAUAUCUCUGCCCUCUGUCCUCAGGACUGCGUCCGGCGGUCGUUCGCCAGCGGCAUCGGCGGCCAGGGCCGCGGCCUCUACAGCUGCGCCGGCGUGGGCGUGUGCUGGGGCGCGCGCCCCGAGUCCUGCAAGUGCAAGACGGACGCCGGCAGGCCGCAGCAGGCCGAGUCCCCGGUGGCGCUGGUGUCUGCGUCCGGCAGCCGCGCCAGCUGCGGCGCCGUCUGCGUGAUGGCCGUCGUGGCGGGCAGCGCCCUGCUGCUGUCCGCUGCCGUCGCCACCCUCUACUGGAGGUACAGGAGGUGCGGCCGGAUGCAGCGCGAGCGCAAGCUGGCGGCGGCUGGCGGAACCACGGCCUCCGACUACGUGCAGAGCGCCGCGCAGCACGACGCACGCCUCCUGGCGCACGAGGCCCGACCGCCGGUGGACCCGCAGUGGGAGUUCCCGCGCUCUCGCCUGCUGCUGGAGAAGACGCUGGGGGAGGGAGAGUUCGGCCGCGUGCUGCGCGCCAGGGCCAUCGACAUCGCCGGCGUCACGGGUGCGACAACAGUGGCAGUGAAAACGCUGAAGGAGGGUGCGGGCUCUAGUGAGCAGCAGGACCUACUAUCCGAAUACGAGCUGCUCAAGACUGUGUCACACCCACAUGUGGUGCGCCUGCUGGGUGCCUGCACUUCGCCUGGUGGCCCACUCUACCUCAUCAUAGAGUUUGCUGAGCACGGCUCCCUCAGAAAUUAUUUGCGCAGAAGUCGACAUAUUGAGCCAAGUGCAUUACCUGUCACACCAACAACUCCUCAUAAAAUUCUCAGUUUUGCGUGGCAGAUCUGUAAGGGGAUGGCUUAUCUCAGUGAUAUGAAGCUGGUUCACAGAGAUCUUGCAGCAAGAAACAUCCUUGUAGCUGCUGGUGGAAUCUGUAAAGUAUCGGAUUUUGGGCUUACUAGAGAUGUCUAUGAAGACGAUACUUAUUUAAAGAAGAGCAAAGGCAGAGUGCCUGUAAAGUGGAUGGCCUUAGAAUCACUCAUGGAUCAUGUGUACACCAGCAAAUCUGAUGUAUGGAGUUUUGGUGUUGUGCUUUGGGAGCUGGUCACUCUUGGUGCCUCACCUUACCCUGGUGUAGCUGUUCACAAUCUGUUCCACCUUCUACAAGCUGGCUACCGUAUGGAGUGUCCUGAAAAUUGUUCAACAGCACUGUAUAAAGUGAUGAGACAAUGCUGGCAGGAGGAACCUUCUGAAAGACCAAGUUUCAAGCAACUAACAGCCAUAUUUGAGAGCAUGCUAAAAGACAGUGCUGAGUAUUUGGAUUUAAAUCCCAGUAUUGUACAAAAUCCUGGCUACUUUGGUUCAAGAUCAAACUCUCAAGAGAAAUUAAAUUAUGGUGAUGGUAGUGAUGAUGGUGAUAAUGACAUUGGAUAUGGAAACCUAAACAUUCUGCCAACAGACUCUAUAAAUUACCUAAUGUCCACAGCACAAUCAGGCCUGUCUCGAAGACAACAAUUAUGGCACAUAACGGGAGACAAUCAGAAAAUAUUGACAAACAAUUCAAGCAAAGAAGAAUGUUUAUCUUUAGUUCCUACAGAACAAAACAGUUACUUGAGUCCAAUACAAGUGCACAGCAGCAAGGGGCAAAUGCUAGCAUAUGUCAACAUGACUGACAGUGUAUGUCCGGAACAGCUACAGUCUGGAACGACAAAUAACAUUAUGUUUUGUAGUUCUUCCAGCAGUUGCUCUGCUUCCUGUUCCUCAAAAGUGACACCAUUAUGAGUAUGAAUACAGGAAAAAUAAGUUAUUUGACUUUUCAGGGGGUUUUCUAUUGAGGAUCCUAAGAAGCCCUGUGAAACUUUGAACUUAGACUGUGCAAGGCACAGCAUUUAUAUUUAAUAUCUUGAUUUCAAGCACUGAAUUAUAAAUGUUAAACUUAUUUCCUGUUUAGGAAGUUGAGGUAAUUUAAAUUAAAUAAUAAUGUAGCAUA